CUAACCCACCGAAAAACACGCAGCCUCUGCGUGCCGCUCCGCUCUCGCGCGCCUCUGUCUGCUGUCUCCUGCUGAAUACUGCCAGCUGCAACUUUUGUCCCCGCACAGCUGCCGGUGGUUCCUCCUCCAGCCCGCACUCACAACAAGCUGGAUUCAUUACAAGUGGAUGAGGGGGGCAGCUGGGUGAUGUCACAUCCGUGAAGAAAGAAGGGGAAGGAAGGAGGACAAGGCUCCCCAAAUCCUUGACGGCGGCGGUGGAUUUUUCGCCGCACGCCUGACCGCAAACUUUUUUUUUCCCUCCCGCUUCGAAGUGACGAGGUUUCUCCCCGCUGCCCACAUGGCGUGCGUAACGGGGUCGAGUGGAUGGAUGUGCCCCCCUCCUCCCUCCCAGGAAGCCGCGGUUCUUCACCAGCGCGUAGUGGACGAGGUGGCGUGAUCCCGUGGGGCAGAGGAACAAAAAACAACAACAAAAAAAACUUGCCUGAGAAUUUGUUGUUUUCUUCCUGAGGCGGAGGAGGAGGAGGAGAGAGAGCAGAAAAGAAGCUACGAAGCAGCAGAACGGAACAGAAUGUGGUCGCUGUCCGCGGUCCUGAACCCGCUGCUGUUCCUGCUGCUGUUCGGACACUGCCCUUCAGUGACCAUCCGGCCAAAGGAGGGGUGGCAGGUGUACAGCUCAGCUCAGGAUGCGGAUGGGCGUUGCAUCUGCACAGUGGUGGCACCUGAACAGAACUUGUGCUCCAGGGACGCCAAAGGCAGACAGCUGCGUCAGCUCCUGGAGAAGGUGCAGAACAUGUCGCAGUCAAUCGAGGUGCUGAACCUGCGGACGCAGAGGGACUUUCAGUACAUCAUGAGGAUGGAGAGCCAGAUCAAAGGGCUGCGGUCAAAGUUCCGACAGAUCGAAUCGGACAGGAAGACGCUCGUCAACAAAAACUUUCAGGAGCUGAAAGGAAAAAUGGAGUCCCUGCAGCCGCUGAUCCCCGUCCUGGAGCAGUACAAGACAGAUGCCAAGCUCAUCUCCCAGUUCAAAGAGGAGAUCAGGAACCUGUCUGGCGUGCUGAUGGGCAUCCAGGAAGAAAUGGGAGCCUACGACUACGAGGAGCUGCAGCAGAGGGUCUUAAACCUGGAAAAUCGGCUCCACAACUGUAUGAACAAGCUCACAUGUGGCAAGCUAAUGAAGAUCACUGGGCCGCUGACAGUGAAAACUUCAGGGACCAGAUUCGGAGCAUGGAUGACCGACCCGCAGGCGUCUCCCAAAAACAACAGGGUGUGGUACAUGGACAGCUACACCAACAACAAGAUUGUGAAAGAGUUCAAAUCCAUCGCUGACUUUGUGGCAGGGGUCGAGUCAAGAACCUACAAUCUGCCCUUCAAAUGGGCCGGAACCAACCACGUGGUGUACAAUGGCUCUCUGUACUACAACAAGAUGCAGAGCAACAUCAUAGUGAGGUACAGUUUCGAGACGGGCCGCGUGGUCACCCAGAGGGCUCUGGAGUCGGCCGGCUUCCACAACGUUUACCCCUACACCUGGGGGGGCUUCUCUGACAUCGACCUGAUGGCGGACGAGCUGGGCCUGUGGGCGGUGUACGCCACCAACCAGAACGCCGGGAACAUCGUCGUCAGCCAGCUGAACCCCGACACACUCCAGAUCCUGAACACAUGGAACACGGAAUACUCAAAGAGAAAUGCCGGCGAGUCUUUUAUGAUCUGUGGGACGCUCUACAUCACCAACUCCCACCUGACCGGCGCAAAGGUAUACUAUGCUUACUCCACGAAAACCUCCACGUACGAGUACACAGACAUUCCCUUUCAUAACCAGUACUUCCACAUGUCUAUGUUGGACUACAACGCCAGGGACCGCGCCCUUUACGGCUGGAACAACGGCCACCAGGUGCUGUUCAAUGUCACACUUUUCCACAUCAUUAAAACUGAGGACGAUUCGUAAGCAGAUGGUCAUACUGUACAUGUGAAGGAAAUUGUUAAAACCUGAUAAAUGGAUCGUUGCGCUUGAAUGUUCAUGAAUUUUAUUUAUUUAUUUAUUUAUUUAUUUAUUUGGUUACACUUCUUAUUCAUUAGGGAACUGAUCAUUAACUAGUUGCUUAUAAGCAUGCAUAUUGGCUCAUUCUCUGUUAUCAUAUUCUACAACCAACAGGCCAUGAAGAGUCUUCCCUCAGUAACGUCUUAAGUAAAGCUUUAUGAUAGUAACUGAGGAAGAACAUGAAUUACUAUCUUUAUAUUAUUUGCUCUGUGUGGGCCUUAAAAGGUGGAAGUACCACAAGUACACGCUUAAUGAUACUCAACAAAUACAGUCUGUUCCUAAAAUGUUGUGUCCACCUGUAUUCAUAUUCACGUAAAAUAGCCUCUAAAACAGGUGUUAUCCAAUCACUCUGUGUUUAUUUUUAUCCACAAUGACAAACACAAUUUGACAAAACAACAAUAUUACACAUUAAAAUUAAUGCAAAUUCCUCCCCCUGCUGUCCUCAUUCACACUAGCUGUCACCAGGCAUGCGAUGUGUCACCCUGUAAUUGUUCCCACCACUCGAUAUUCACGACCCUGGCCAUUGUUCUGGCUGGGCUGAUAAUCAGUCUACUAAUGUGCAUGCAAGUAAGCAACUAAUUAACGGGUAACAUUUUUACCAUAGUCAUUUAUCUGAUUAGGGUUGGCUGUAGCUCAGGGGGUACAGCUGGUUGACUGGUGAUCAGAAGGUCACAAGUUCGAAUCCCUGGUCAGAACUGAGCUACAUGUCUUUUCACAAGAGUUUUUAAGAUACUGUCCGUAUGGUAACAUGACACCUUCUCCGUAAAAGAAAAAGGAACGACAGCACAACACAAAUUUGGUGCUUUAAGAGCAGAUUGCAGGUAACACAUUCCAUUAAAUAAUGGCACUUUUACCAAGCAACUUUUAGAAACACUGAACAAUGAACCUCCAGUAAUUUCUGCAGCUCCUUCUUCUCUUGGAGAAAAAAAGCUUUUCGCGAGAUGAAGUCCUCACAUUUGUAAGGGAUUUCUCAUUCAGAGCUGCAUUUAUUCAUGCCCCCGUAAUGCAUUCAUAUUUUGACCGUAUUCACUAAUUGUUCAUUUUGUUUCUAUUCUCUUCCUCGCCACUUAUUCAUAACCAUCUGCUAAUUUAUUCCUGCUCCUCACUGCCUCCAUUUAGCUUUUGAAUUUGUCUCUGUACUUUUCAUUUCAAAAAGUUUUUGCACUUGACCUUGUACAAGACAAUGAGAAAUGUGGUGAACCAUAGCGCACCUGUGUAGUUACUGUACUUGGCUUUUCUGUGUCUAUGAAGAUUCUUAGUCAUCCAGGUCCAUGGGAGUGUCUUUGAGUACUAAGCAUCUGCUUGCCUUUUACUUAGUACUUUGAGAUCUUAGCAUUUUUGUAACUUCAUCAACAGUUUGUAUGCCUUAUACAGUGCAGUACGUUCUGUAAGCCCUGGAUAACAGCUCAUGUGCAUGAAUGUUGGCUAUCCUAAUAGCAUUUUUACUGUAACUGUAUAUCUGUGUAUUUUGUAUCUGCACAACAUCCCAUGCCCCGUCCUCUCUAGCUAUAUCAAUGGUAAAGAUCUAUUUAUACAGACAGCAGUAGAUUAAUUUAUUAAACAUUCAUUUCUGUAAAUAAGAAGUUAUACAUAACCAAAAUAAAAGUAUUGUUUUCAUUAA
Acanthopagrus latus (yellowfin seabream) is the source of this 3656-nucleotide messenger RNA. RefSeq names its product noelin-3-like. Gene Ontology annotation, biological process: signal transduction. The record is from RefSeq and is a predicted model, not a curated record. The transcript has 6 exons. Lineage: Eukaryota; Metazoa; Chordata; Actinopteri; Spariformes; Sparidae. Bases 569 to 1942 code for a protein of 457 amino acids.